GAAACAGACGAAUGGGCUGAGCUAACAGGGGAAUGUGAGUGGCCGGCGGGCCACCCACUGCCCCUGCCGUCGUGGGGCAACACGAGACCGGCGUUGGAGGUGGAGAGCGUGGAGCGCUAUGAGGAGCUGGCGUCGCACGUCGAGCUGGCGGUGCAGCAACUGCUGCAGGUCCACCACUACAACAGCGUGGGCAACCUCAUCAGGUUCUACGAAGAGUUCCGCGCAAGUGGGUCGUCGGACAUGGUGAAGUUCUUCAGGAGCUACAAGCCGCCCAUCACCCCGGAGCACCACACGUGCGUCGGCCUGGCGCUGGAACUGCUGCGACGCUUGUCAACCCUGGAGGAGAAGUUCCCUGGCCUGACCAGCAGACUGUACCUUGUGUCCUGCGAGGAGCAAAUAGAUGACCUGGACUGCUACCAUCACGAGGAGGAGCCGGAUGCCAUCAACUCGAUAAAGGAGCACGUAAUGGUGGCGCUGCGUGUCACAGUGGCCGGCCGGCCGGGCUUCCUGCUGUCCGACCCAGGGUACCACAUCGCGCGCGUUGUCACCAUCAUGGCCGACGCGCUCUACCCCCACACAGGUUGGUUCACCCAGUCGGAUGAGCCGGCUUGCCGCAAGGAGUACCACUACUCCGCCUUGUCGUCGGACAACGACUACAUCGUGUGGCGGGACCGCGAGACGCGGGCGGGGCGCGAGAAGAACACCCUGGGAGUCAUCUACGUGGCGCGGCCGUACCUGACGCCCAUCGACGUGACGGAGCGCCGCAACCUGGUGUACAACCUGUGCAGCCUGCUGGCGCGCGACGCCAAGGGCCACUUGCUCGCAGGAGUCUACUUCAAGAUCGACCACUGGCCGCAGGGCUCGGGCGACGCCACCUUCAACAUGAUCUACCAGGUGGACGGCGAGACGCGCAAGGCCAAGAUCCCCUUCGCGGUGUUCCUGGGGGGGCGGGCACCCCCCGGCGACACCGCGGCGCUGGUCGCCAAGUGCUGCAGGCAACUGGGCUGGCCCGAGGGCCGGCUGGAGGCCACGCUGGCCAGUGUAGCCAACCUGCUGGCAGACGACGGCUUCCGCACCCAGUUGCUGGACUUGAACCAGGAGAUAGAGGCAGCGUGCGACGACGAAUAGGCGCCUUCCCCUUCUCUUGUUAGUACUACACUACUUUAGUUUGCAUUGCCAUCGUUCACAGCUUGCGAUUUCCCACUCAAUAUGUUUUUGUUGUUAUGUAAUGCUUUUUCAGUAGCUUGUUGCUAAGAGUUCUCAAAAUAUUUAUAUAUCUCAAUUGAUUAAAAUUUUGAUAUAAUUUAGGUGAGGGCUUUAAAGUUUAUGUAUCUUAUUGACUUUGUGCAUUUUGUUGUAUUUACACUUCCUUUGUGGGCUGUUCACUUGCUUCAUUCUGCAGCUCUAGCCUUCAAACCAGUUGCUGACUGAUGUGCAAGUAUGAUGGAAAUAAAGGUGACAAAGAAAAUGAA
This is a messenger RNA of Bacillus rossius redtenbacheri, 1472 nucleotides long. RefSeq lists its product as uncharacterized. Lineage: Eukaryota; Metazoa; Arthropoda; Insecta; Phasmatodea; Bacillidae. The annotation marks the transcript as partial. The record is from RefSeq and is a predicted model, not a curated record. The transcript is spliced from 4 exons.